Messenger RNA from Boeremia exigua, 318 nucleotides. RefSeq lists its product as uncharacterized. The transcript has a single exon. The record is from RefSeq and is a predicted model, not a curated record. Bases 1 to 318 code for a protein of 105 amino acids. Lineage: Eukaryota; Fungi; Ascomycota; Dothideomycetes; Pleosporales; Didymellaceae.
AUGGACUGCUUGCAGAGCACUAGCAAUAACAUAAUCUCGCUUCGUCGCCCCUCUGAUCGCCGGCCCCUUGAUGGUAGUCAGCCUACGCGUCACGGAGCUUCCUGGCCCCGCCUUCCUGGUAAUCGUGGGUCCACAGAAACGAGCGAGGGCGCUGCUCUAUGCGCUGCGUAUGCUUUAGUCGGUCUGACAGGGAGACAAACGCAUGGCUUGGCUGAGCUGGGAAGCAGUUCUGGCAUCCCAUGGAGUUCUGGCGCCGCGUCUGCGUGUUCGGCUUCAGGGACAAGAUUUCCGGGGUCGCAUCAGAUUGCCUUCAUAUAG